GUUGCUCAUCUAUCUUACCUUGAAACUUUAGCCUGUUACUGUUAGUUCCGUUCUUGUUUAGAAAUUAAACACUUGACUUAAGCGGCUGAUCGCUCACACACCUGGGGCCUAGUUGCGUAGAGGUACCUACUAUCCCGGCAUAUAUAUUUAGAGGCGUGCUGCUGUCUUAGGGCUGGCUAGGCGGCGCGCCUAUGGCAGAGCAGGAUGGGAGCGAGCCCUCUUCGGCGAUACAAGUCUGUGUGCGGGUGCGACCCCUGAACCCCCGAGAGCGUGAUGAGGGAUUGCGCGCCUGCGUGAGCUUUGACGAGGAGACCAAGCAAGUCGUCCUCUCGGCCGUGGACAAGAACACGCUACUGCAGCUCAGAGGCGCGACUGCAAAGGGUUAUGCUUUUGACAGGCGAUAUGGCCAGGAUAUCACAUCUGACGCCAUUUAUGACGACUGCGUCGCCCAGCUGGUCGAGGCAGUAUUCAAGGGCUAUAACGCGACCGUGCUUGCAUAUGGCCAAACGGGCUCUGGAAAGACGCAUACGAUGGCUGGAGGUCAGGGCAUUCACGGCGUUGUAGAGGAGGGUGUUACCCCGCGGGUAAUCCGCCACAUCUUUGCCCUCGCCGAGGCAAUCCGGAAGAAGGAGAAGCCGGGCGAGAAGACGCAGGUAUCGGCGUACGGCCUGGAGCUGUAUAACGAGGACUUGCGUGACCUUGCCUUAGCGGGUGGUCGGGAUGAAACGGCGAAAGGCUGGGAUGGGAAGGGUGGGUGCGGCUCGACGCUGAAGCUGCAGGAGCGGCCGGUUGGCAAGGAUGGGCGAGUGGUCCCGGAGGUAAUUGGCGUGACGGAACGGGUGGUUAGCGGCGUGGACGAGCUGCUGAACUUCUUUAACCUGUGCAUGGACAACCGAUCCACGUCGUCGACGAAAUUAAACGACAGGUCGUCACGCUCGCAUGCCAUCUUCACUAUCACCAUCCAGCGCACCGUCGUGGAGGUGCUGAACGAGCUGGGCUCGGACCUCAAGGCCAAGGUCCGCACGAGCGAGUUUAGCAGCAAGCUGCAUCUUGUAGAUCUAGCGGGUAGCGAGCGCGUUAAGCGCUCGGGCGUAACCGGCAAGGAGCUGAAGGAGGCAACACACAUCAACAGCGGACUGUUGGCUCUCGGCAACGUCAUUGUGGCUUUGGCGGGCGACGACACCACCAGCGGCGGCGGCAAGGACGGGAAAGCGGAAAAGAAGAAGGCGACACACGUACCGUACCGCGACUCCAAGCUAACGCGCCUGCUGCAGGACUCGCUCGGAGGCAACAGCUUGACGGUCCUCAUCAGCUGCAUUAGCCCCUCGGAGUCAGACUUCGAGGAAACCAACAACACCCUUAAAUACGCAAACCGAGCCUGCAAAAUUAAGAACCAGCCGUUGCCGAACAGGUUCACGACGCUGGAGGAGGACUUGCUACCUGUGAUCCCCACGGCCGGCAUGGGCUGCACGCUUGGCAUGAUGCAGCUGCAGGCGUUGUUGGAAGAUCACGAGCGCCUGAAGGAGGUCCGGGAGCGGCGUGAGCGUGAGCGGCGCGAGAAGGAGGCCAAGCGCACGGCGGCCCUAGCAGCGCUGCGCGAGGAGCAGAUGAAAGCAAAGGGCUUCCAGCGGUUACGUGCCACGCAGUACGACGAGCUUCGGCGGAGGUUGGCGGGUGGCGCGGCUGCUAGCAUCCCGACGGAUCAGGUCAUUGGGGACGAGCUGUUGAAGGGGUUCGGUACGCGGCUGCGCCUGAGCGCGGUCGCCUCCUCGGUAGACGGUCUUGCCGGAGUAACCAGCUCUGCAGGGCCCGGCUCCGCUCGGCGGCAACCGCACCGGCCAUCCAGCAGUCGCGGCCGCGGCACUGCGGUUACCGCGGAUGACGGACCGAGCACGCCUUCACGUCCGCGGCCAACUGCAUCUACUGCCAAGUCUGUGGGGAAGUCCAGCUUUGCAGCAUGGCUUGCCUCGCAAGAGGCGGGCGCCGGGGCCGAGGGCGCUACCGGAAAUGCGGAAAGCGAGUACGGCGGCACAGACGACUUCUUUGUGGGCGGGGAAGACGGGGAGGGCGACGUGGUCACCGAGGACUUCGUGGGAGGAGAGGGUGGAGACGAGUCCAUGUUCGCCGACGAGGAGCGCACGUCGGAAGCCCGGAGAGACGACGGCGGCGAAUCCAUGUUUGCCGACGACGCAAGCGGUGAAGGAGGCGCGGCCGCAGCUGCGAUUGCAAAGUCUAAGUUCCGACGGGCUCAGAAAGCAGGCGGCGGACCAGGGCGAGCAGCAGCUGGCGGCAGCGAGGCGUCGCUUACGGAGCUUGAACGCGAGGGCACGGGUGACGCUGGCGUUAACGCUGAAGCCGCGAGCGCCGACGACGGGGUGGGCGCGGAUGAUGGCGCCGGUGGUUACGAUUUGUUGGAUGAGGGUGAAGUGCCCAAGUUGCUGGCGCGUUUCAAGGUUAACCAACACGACACAUUGGCGGUGUUCAAAGCGUGCACCAAGGAGGACUUCAAGGACGUCAUUAGCCUCCUCCCGGAGAACACGCCGCUACCCGCCUCAGACAAGAUGACCUACCUACUAGCUCGCCUUGAGGUCAACCCUGGCCGUGACAUGGCCGCCGCGCUACUGAACGUUGCGACGGGCGAGGCGACUAUGAAGGACGCAGUUGGCCCUGCAGUGGGCUGCCUCAUGGCCACCUUCGGCACCAACAUGAUUGCGUCCUGCAUCUUCGACUUUGAGGACCCAGAGGAGCUGCGGUAUUACGGUGUGGACGAGCGGAUUGAGCUGUGGGGUCUGCAGAUCCCGCACACCAGCGUGCGGCCCAUGCUGGCCGAUGGCCUCACGGAGGAGCAGGCUUUGGCGGCGGCGGAGGCGUCGAAGGACAACACGAUCACGUGGAGCAGCGUUGACCGCCUCAACAUGUCCAUCGGUCUGCUGUACGCCCUCUGCAACCACGCCAUCGAGAACGGCAUCCGCUGCGGCUUCUGCGUGCCCCGCCCGCAGCUGCUCAAGCGCUGGAUGCAGGCCGGUGUCAAGAUGGAGCAAGUAAAGACCGCCCUCACGCUUAUCUACCCGCAAACGGCGCACGACUACGAGUAUUACCGGGCCUCCACCGUGGCGUGGUUCAUGGUGGCCGAGGUGAAGGCCAAGCUGGAGCGUGUGCUCGGGAUCGUACACUGAGCACUCCUUGUGCGUUUUCCGGUCGGAUGGGAGGGCGCGCGCAUGCGCCACCGAACAGCGAGUGCAUGCAAUGCGCUUGGUGGCUGAAAGGGGGUGGCAUAGCCGUGUUGGGAGCACGAUGUAAAUGAUAGCAGACAGGGUGAGGUACACGGAUAGGGCGAGCGAGCUAGAGAGCAAGCUGGCAUGCUCGCCGCAAUGUCUAGGUGUGCAUGUUUGGGCGAGUUUUUUUUCAAUUUCGAGUGACUAGGUCCAAACAGUCGCAGCUGUGUUCAGGCACGUUUGGCUUCGAGCUCGACCUCUAGCAUUAUUACCAACAUUGCGAACAUUCUGUCGACAGGACUUGACGUGCGUCUGGUUUUACCUCGGUAUGCGUUUACAUGCGCGCGGCGUGCCGCGUGCUUCAAGCAUCGGGUGUGGGUACACUCUGUUUCUGCACGCACAGUGCAGUGCGUCAUACACUUAAGGGCCCACGGGGCGCCAUUAUGCGGGGUAGCUCCAUGUGGAGUAGCAGUAGCACGCGGUGAGGUUGUGCGCCACAAGGUCUCCGCUAGUAUGAUAGCUGCAAUGGCUAUCGGGCCAGGCGGAGGGCGUGGUGGCAUGGCGCGGCAGUCAACACCGGUACAAUAGGGGCAGACGCAGGACAGGUCCACAACAUGUGUCCAUUAUCAGGCAAGCGUAUGCCGUCUACUACGGAGCAGGGUCGCCUACACCGCAAGGACUCUGGCUGGCUGGAGGUUACUGGG
Molecule: messenger RNA, 3919 nt
Organism: Astrephomene gubernaculifera
Lineage: Eukaryota; Viridiplantae; Chlorophyta; Chlorophyceae; Chlamydomonadales; Astrephomenaceae
Source: the annotation of a GenBank genome assembly